AUGUUGUCUUCUCGAGUAAUUGCUUUAAUAUUUUUCUUAUUUUGUGCCUGUGAUAUAUUUUCGCACGACAACGUAAAUAAUUUGGAAGGAAAAAGUGCUCCUGAGCCUUCAAAUGAAAGCCAAUUAAUAUUUGCGCAUGUUCUCUAUCGUCAUGGUCAGCGAAAUACUAACAGUUAUCCUGACCUUUAUCCAAAUGACCCAUAUAUUAAUGAGUCUCAUUGGCCUGGUGGAUUCGGAGCACUCACAAAUGAAGAUUGCUGCGGCUUUUUGCAAAUGGAUUUGCCAUUUUUCACCGCCUUCCCAUCAUCAUUUUUCCGACGCUGGAUGAAUGUACAUUUUCACUGGUGCCACGCUCCCAUCUGUUCUCAAUCUAUUUUCAAGACAUAA
Contarinia nasturtii (swede midge) is the source of this 387-nucleotide messenger RNA. RefSeq lists its product as uncharacterized. The coding region runs from base 1 to 387 and encodes 128 amino acids. The record is from RefSeq and is a predicted model, not a curated record. The transcript has 4 exons. Lineage: Eukaryota; Metazoa; Arthropoda; Insecta; Diptera; Cecidomyiidae.